CUACAGUUGAAGGUUUGCCCACAAAGGUUGGCAUGACCACCAUACCCAAGCAUUGUUUGGACAAAAAAUAUGCCGGCCACAUUACCGCUUACUAUUGCGCCUACGAAGGGGUGUCAACUUAUUUGUUUUAUGCCUAUGGAAGUAAGGACAUUGACCAUGAGAAAGUGACUGAAAUAUUCAAAGAGGACCUGAUACACAUGGGUGGUGACCUGAAAGAAAUUCAUUACAAUCAGCACUGGGAUUUCUUUCCUCAUGUAUCAUCGCUCAGUAUGGCCAGGGGUUUCUAUAGCAAGGUUGAAAACAUGCAAGGUCAAGACGGUACUUUCUACGCCGGGGGCUGGCUUGACUUUGAGCUUACUGAAAACUGCGCCUCUUAUAGCCGUGACCUCGUCCGUCGUUUCUUCAAUCUUUCCGGUGCAUCGCAAGCAGAAAUCCGUCAUCUACCAAUUCGUCCGAAGUACGAUGUCAAACCCGCUUCGUCCACAAACUGGGGUACGGUGUUACGUGUGGCUGCAAAACGAUUCCCCGAUCGAACAGCAUUUUCUUGGGUUGACGUGAAUAUGAAAGAGGAAGCCACUAUAAGUUUCUCCGACUUGUAUCGACAAGCCCGUGCC
Acaulospora morrowiae is the source of this 614-nucleotide messenger RNA. Lineage: Eukaryota; Fungi; Glomeromycota; Glomeromycetes; Diversisporales; Acaulosporaceae. The record is from the annotation of a GenBank genome assembly.